This is a messenger RNA of Nothobranchius furzeri (turquoise killifish), 1825 nucleotides long. It is a transcript of the gene atp1b4, whose product is annotated as ATPase Na+/K+ transporting subunit beta 4. Gene Ontology annotation, biological process: regulation of DNA-templated transcription; potassium ion transport; sodium ion transport. The record is from RefSeq and is a predicted model, not a curated record. Gene Ontology annotation, cellular component: sodium:potassium-exchanging ATPase complex; nuclear inner membrane. NCBI's taxonomy places the organism in Eukaryota, Metazoa, Chordata, Actinopteri, Cyprinodontiformes, Nothobranchiidae.
AAAUCCACUCCGGGACCCAAAAAAAGUGCUCUGCAUCCCACCCCCGAGCUUCCUCUGUCUAGCGUUCAUUCACCAUGAAGUGCAUUUAGCUGAAGGAGGCUCUCCGUACCCAGUGUACCCCCCUGCAUGCCUGCAAACCUUCUAAUGAAACCCCCACAAACUUUUUGACAAAUAUCUCACUUCAAGGGAUCAAGAGCUUUCUCCAACAAACUGAUCAGCGUUUUUACUGAGAAGAAAACUUCAGAACAUGGAGCCAGCUUUCACGGAUGGAGGAGCUGACGAGAAAGCCCUAAAAAAUCUUCCGACCAAAGUGAUACUCAAACAUGGGCAGGAGCUGGAGGAAGAGCAGGAUCAGCUGGCCGAGCAUCAGCCUCUCGAGCAGGAAGACCUGAACUUUGAGAGAUGGAAGCGCAGGCCGCUCCCCAAGAGGACCCUCCACCAGAAAAUAGAUGACUUGAAGAAAUACCUGUGGAAUGCGGAGACCAACGAAUUCAUGGGGCGCUCUGGCAAGAGCUGGAGUCUCAUCCUGCUAUUCUACACUGCACUUUAUGUGUUUCUAGCAGCCAUGUUUGGGGGUUGUUUGUUUUGCCUCAUGUGGUCCAUUAGUCCCUAUCAUCCCACCUAUAAUGAUAGAGUGAUGCCACCAGGUAUGACAAUGGCCCCACACCUGGAAGGCCAUGAUAUUGCUUUCAAUGCAUCUGACCGUAAAUCCUGGAAGAAGUAUGCCAGGUCUAUGGAUGAGUAUCUACGACCGUAUAAUGACGGUGCCCAGGAUAGGAAGAAUAUUCGGUGCACACAUGACGCGUACUUCAUGCAAGAUGACCUGGAGGAGAGUGCAGAGCGGAAAGCAUGCCAGUUUAAGCGUUCCUGGUUGGGGGACUGUUCAGGGAUGCAUGACCCCCACUACGGCUAUUCUCAGGGAAGGCCAUGCAUCCUGCUUCGAAUGAAUCGGAUCCUUGGUUACUUGCCUGGCCAGGGAAAACCAAUUAAUGUAACCUGUAGCGUUAAGAAAGGACCGCCAGAGGCCUUAGGAGAAAUUCAGUUUUUCCCCAAAAGCAUUUUUGACAUGAAGUAUUAUCCUUACUAUGGGAAGCUCAGACACGUGAACUACUCCUCUCCAGUGGUGGCGGUGCGUUUUGCGGGAGUGCAGUACGACACUCACAUCCACGUGCAAUGCAAACUGAACGGCAAAGGAAUCAUUAAUGAUUCACCCACAGAUCGCUACCUGGGCAGCGUGACCUUCUCUUUGGAGGUUGGGGCGUGAAGGGUGGGCGCUCCUAUUAUGAGAUAAGAAAAUAUGUAUAAGAAGAGUUAUUUUAAACCUUAUUUUUCUGGAACUGUUACUUCCCUCUCCUCAUCUUUCUCCUAAAUAUCCGUGUUUUCUGCUGUGAGACAAAAUCCUCGAGUAGAUUUUUUCUGGGUGUUGUUUCAUCUUGAACUUUGACCAGCUGUUGGCGUCAAAACAAACAGUGCUGAGCACAAGACAAAUAGUGGAUAUUACAAUUCUGUUCCUGAUAUACAGUAUAUAUAUAUUUUAAUGAUUAGCAAGAUUAAUCAAACUAAAUUAUGUUUCACCCACUAGUUAGAAAUUCUGGCUAUGCAAUUCCAAUUAAAACAAAUAGGAAAUUUGAGGUGUCACCAGGUUAGAUUUUAGUUUUGCUUGGACAUUUUUGUGUGACAAAGUACUAAUUUGUUUUGAAUGAUAUUUUCAAACAUGUAUGUUGUAAGAUUUCAACGAAGUAUCAUGUAAACACUGAAAAUAAGACUUGUGCUGUACUUAUACAGUAAAAAAAAUGCAAUAAUAAAUGAAAAUACGUGAUUACCA